This is a messenger RNA of Aspergillus melleus, 642 nucleotides long. Its product is annotated as zinc-finger domain-containing protein. The record is from RefSeq and is a predicted model, not a curated record. The transcript has 3 exons. The coding region runs from base 1 to 642 and encodes 213 amino acids. Lineage: Eukaryota; Fungi; Ascomycota; Eurotiomycetes; Eurotiales; Aspergillaceae. Gene Ontology annotation, biological process: mitochondrial electron transport, NADH to ubiquinone.
AUGUUCGCCUGCGCUCGCAGCCGCAUCGCGGCCUCGUCCGCCUGGACGGCCCCCCGCGUGGUCCGCGCCAGCUACAGCACGACGGUUGCGCGUCUCAGCGAGAACAGAAUGCAAGCCAACGACCCGACUCCGCCGACGAAAGUGCCCAACGUGUCGGCCACCAACGCCACGCCCACAGACGCGAUGGGGAACUGGGAUCUGCCGCUGAAGGAGGAGCCCGAGGCCGGCGAGCGCAACCGGCAGCUGCAGGCGCCUAACCGGGCGCGGACCUGGGCGGCGAGCCAGCAGCCGAGAGAGAAGGCUAUGGUUGGACCGCGAUUCGAGCAGACGAUAAUGGAGUUGCAGCCCCAACCCAUGGCCGCCAUUGAACUCAUCCACCAGCAACCCGUCCGCUGGACAAAGAAGAAGGUCGUCAGCUGUGACGGCGGCGGCGGUCCUCUCGGCCACCCCAAGAUCUUCAUCAACACCGACAAGCCCGAUAUUGCUACCUGCGGAUAUUGCGGACUUCCUUUCGCCCAGGAGCAGCACCGCGCAUACCUCGAAUCUCUCCCGGCCACCAGCUACCCCCUCAAGCCGACCGGCAAUGCGGCGGAAGUGAACGAGACCCAGCGCGUCACCGACGGUGGUCUAGAGCAGCGGUAA